GACCCCCGGCAGCGGAGCCGCCGCCGCAGGCCCGAUGGACGCGGAGGCGCCCCGGGGGCUGUAGGACCCCCCCCCUGCCCUCCCCACCCCCAGCGGCGGCAGCUGCGGCCGGGCCGGGCCGGGGGUCCCGCCGCGCCGGGGGUCCCGCCUGUCCCCGCGUCCUCGCGCCAUGUCGGGGGCCCUGAGCAAGCGCAGCGACCUGGCUAACGACAACCGGUGCCCGGGGCUGAGCCUGGGGCUGGGAGCGCCCCCCGACCCCCGCACCGGCCCCGGGGGGGCCCCGGCCGAGGAGCUGCCCGGCGCCGGGUGGGCGAAGGCCGGGCAGGACCAGAACCGCAACGAGCUCGAGCCGGGGCCGGGCCCGGGGCCGGGCCGAUCCCCCGGGGCACGCGGGGAGUCCCCCGGAGCGCUCGAGCCGGGGGUCCAGGCCCGCAAUGCCCGGAACGCCGCCGGGGACCCACGGGCCCUGCUGAUCGGCGCCUCAGAGGAGGAGGAGGAGGAGGAUGAAGAUGAGGAGGAGGACGAAGAGGAGGACGGCGCCGGGGUCUCUCCGCCGGCUCUGGGCACAGAGCGGGGCCUGCGGGAGCCCCCAGGGCGCAGUGCCAGCCACCUCUUCGGGGGGCCCGGCCCCGGCAGCGACGAGGACUCCAGCUGGGCCACGCUGAGCCAGGGCAGCCCCGGCAGCUCCCCCGACGAGCCAGAGUCGCUGUGGCCAUGUGGCGCAGGAGCACACGGGGACCUCCCCCCCGGAUGGCUGCGGGUGCAGGACACCUCAGGCACCUACUACUGGCAUGUCCCCACUGGUACCACUCAGUGGGAGCCCCCUGGCGGGCCCCAUGAGACCCCUUCCGAUGGCAGCACCCCCACCGAGGGGCCCACUCUCUCCUGGACAAGCUUUGCCCCGGCCGAGACCUUCAACGAUGGGGACCUGUGGAAGGACCCCACAGCUGAAGAGGAGGAGGAGGAGGAAGAGGAAGAUGAGGAGCCAGGAGUGUCGGACCUGGAGAUGCUGUCACCAGGCCCAGGAUCACCAGGAGAGGGCAUGGCCCUGGGCGAGGAGGAUGCACUGGUCUCCAAGGGUCUCCCUGUGCGCUCUCUGGGCUGGGUGCAGCUGCGGGAGGAGGAGCUGGGUCCCGGCCGCAGCAGCAGCGCUGUCAGCGCCUGCAUCCGGCAGCUCUCGGGGCCUCGUGAUGGCCCCCCCGGCAGCUGGGGGGAGGCACGGGCACUGCUGCUGCUCGAGGAACGCACGCUGAAGCUCGUGGACCCCCAGGACCGGGCACUGCUGCACGCGCAGCCCGUGGGCGGCAUCCGUGUGUGGGGCGUGGGGCGGCACGGCAGCAGGGAGAGGGACUUCGCGUACGUGGCCCGGGAUCCCUUGACACAGGUGCUGAAGUGCCACGUGUUCCGCUGCGAGGGGCCAGCCAGCGCCAUUGCUGCCGGGCUGCACCGGGUCUGUGCCCAGCUGACGGCAGAGCGGCGAAGUGCCCGGGCAGCAGGCAACGGCCUGGGGACAGACCCCCCCCGGCUGGGGGAGCCUCCCCUGCAGGUGGAGUUCCCAGCUCCCAAGAGUGAGGUGGUUCAGCGCUUCCCCGUGUGUUAUCUGGGCUGUGUCCCUGUUGCCAAGCCAGUGGGCAUGGACGUGAUCAACGCGGCACUGGAGGCAGCACUGGCCCCUGGCUCAGGGGAGCCCCCUGCACCCACCCCCGUGGUGGUCAGUGUGGCCCCCGCCACCCUCACCAUUGCUCACCGCCAGACAGAGGCGGUGCUGUGCGAGUGCCGCGUGCGGUUCCUGUCCUUCAUGGGGGUGGGACGCGACGUCCGCGCCUUCGCCUUCAUCAUGGCCAGCGCUCCUGGCACCUUCCGCUGCCACAUGGUGUGGUGUGAGCCCAACGCCGCGGGGCUCAGCGAGGCGCUGCAGGCUGCCUGCGUGCUCCGCUACCAGAAGUGCCUGGAUGCGCGGCCCCAGGCCUCCAGCUCCUGCCUGCCAGCGCCCCCGGCUGACUCAGUGGCACGGCGGGUGGGGUCCUCUGUGCGCCGGGGGGUGCAGACCCUCCUGGGGACCCUCAAACCACGGCGGGGAGGGGCGCAGACCCCGUGA
Messenger RNA from Cinclus cinclus, 2098 nucleotides. RefSeq names its product amyloid beta precursor protein binding family B member 1 (gene APBB1). The record is from RefSeq and is a predicted model, not a curated record. Gene Ontology annotation, molecular function: amyloid-beta binding; transcription factor binding. The coding region runs from base 170 to 2098 and encodes 642 amino acids. NCBI's taxonomy places the organism in Eukaryota, Metazoa, Chordata, Aves, Passeriformes, Cinclidae. Gene Ontology annotation, biological process: regulation of DNA-templated transcription. Gene Ontology annotation, cellular component: cytoplasm; nucleus. The transcript has 15 exons.